UCCCCCUGCUACGAUCAAAAGAGGACCUCACUCUCAUCAGUCGCUCUCCUGCGGCCUCUCACCCCAACCCACCCUCCUUCGGGGCCGUUCGAUCCAUCUUUGGCUUCUCGCUUCCUCCCUCCCUCCCUCCUCCCUUUCUUCCGCUCCUUCACUCCUACCGCCUCCAGGAAAGGGACCGAGGCGAAGGCGAUGGAAACCCUAAUGGUGGAUCGCGUCCAGAGCAGCCUCCGCCUCUUGAUGUACAGCAAUGCCAUCUUCCUCUGCGAGCGCCUCUGCGCCGAGUUCCCUUCCGAGCUCAAUUUGCAACUUCUGGCUACUUGUUACUUGCUAAACAACCAAGCAUAUUGUGCCUACCAAAUAUUGAAAGGGACAAAAAUGCCUCAGUCCCGCUAUUUGUUUGCUGUAUCAUGCUUUCGUAUGAAUCUUCUCCAUGAAGCUGAGGCAGCACUAUGCCCAAUCAAUGAACCCAAUGCAGAGGUCCCAAAUGGAGCAGCUGGUCAUUACCUUCUUGGGCUCAUCUAUAGAUUCACAGGCAGGAGAGCAUAUGCCAUCGAUCAUUUUACGCAAGCUUUGGCUAUAGAUCCUCUUCUGUGGGCUGCAUACGAGGAACUGUGUGCUCUGGGUGCUGUGGAAGAAUCAAAUGAAUACUUCAAUGAUGUAUCUGCCCAGCGCAUACAACAACAUUUAUCUGACUCAAGUUCACAUAACUCGAGCACUGGCAGCGAGUACUGUAGCCUGCCUCCUAGUGCAGCAGUGAAUUCAGUGGAUUCAAUUCCUAGACAAUCAAAGCAAUUUCUUGCUAACAGUACAAGAGAGAUAUCCACUCUUCAGCAGGGUGUAGUAUUUGCAAAAGUGCAGACCACCAAUAGUGGGACUUCAAAUUUGUCACAGUUUAAUACUCCUUCUCCAGCAGCAACACAGCUCUCUGGAGUAGCUCCUCCACCUCUAUGUAGAAAUGCACAAGUCUUCUUGAAUGCAGCCAGCAGUGAUGGCUCUAUGAAAUCGAAUUUAAAUCUAGCAGUUCAAGCACCAAGGAGGAAGUUCAUGGAUGAAGGAAAACUACGAAAGGUUUCAGGGAGAUUGUUCUCUGAUUCAGGGCCUCGCCGAAGUACAAGACUCUCAGCAGAGGCAUCAAUUAUUGCAAAUUCAAAUGCGCCACAAGUAGGAGGAAAUGGAAGUAAUCAUUCCGCUAAAUUCCUUGGAGGACUUUCUUCAUCUUCCUCUGCAAAAGCAAAUUUAGCUUCCUCACGUUCAUUGACAUUUAAGAAGGGACAAUCAUGGAUUGCAGAAAGUUUUGAAGAAGGGAGAAGGCCUGAGAUUUUUGAUGACUCCCGGACAGAGAAUAUGGCAACAACUUCCUCUUCAAUAUCAAUGUCAGCUGAUGGUAGGUGCCUUGAGCAAGGUAAGGCAACUGGAGAUUUAGCACACGACUCGAGAUUGAUGAGUGGUACUCAGGAGUUAUUGGGCCUCUUGAGGAUUUUUGGAGAAGGCUACAGGCUUUCCUGUUUAUAUAGAUGCCAGGAGGCGUUGGAAGUUUACCUUAAACUUUCGCAAAAGCAAUUCAAUACUGGAUGGGUGCUAUCCCAGGUUGGGAGAGCUCAUUUUGAGCUGGUGGAUUAUUUUGAGGCAGAUCACUUUUUUGAAUUGGCACGCCGGGUAUCACCGUGUACUUUAGAGGGAAUGGAUACUUAUUCCACUGUCCUUUAUCAUUUGAAGGAAGAAAUGAAAUUGAGUUACCUUGCUCAAGAGCUUAUAUCAGUUGAUCGAUUAUCUCCUCAAGCAUGGUGUGCACUGGGCAACUGUUAUAGCUUGCAGAAAGAUCAUGAAACUGCUUUGAAAAAUUUCCAGCGUGCAGUUCAUCUAGACCCAAGAUUUGCAUAUGCUCACACACUUUGUGGCCAUGAGUAUGUCACCUUGGAGGAUUUUGAGAAUGGAAUAAAAUGCUACCAAAGUGCACUUCAAGCAGAUGACAGGCAUUACAAUUCCUGGUAUGGACUUGGUGUGGUAUACCUCCGCCAGGAGAAGUUUGAGUUUGCCGAACAUCAUCUCCGAAGAGCAUAUAAUAUAAACCCUCGCUCUUCUGUUCUUAUGUGCUACCUUGGCAUGGCACUGCACUCACUAAAGAGAAAUCAGGAAGCACUGGAGAUCAUGGAACAGGCUAUAUCUGCUGAUAAGCAGAAUCCACUCCCUGUGUACCAGAAAGCUAACAUACUAGUCAGUCUCGAAAGGUACGAUGAAGCUUUGAACGAGUUGGAUCAACUAUCUGAGAGUGCACCUCAUGAAAGCAGUAUUUAUGCAUUGAUGGGCAAGAUCUAUAAGCGACUUGAGAUGCAUGAGAAGGCAAUGUUCUACUUUGGUCUUGCCUUGGAUUUGAAGCCUCCUGCAGCCGAUGUUGCCACCAUCAAGGCGGCAAUGGAGAAGCUAUACCUACCAGACGAAAUGGAUGAUAACCUUUAGGUUAACUUGCAAGUGUAAAGUAACAUGUUGUAGUAGCUUGGCCCUGCUUGCGCUCUCGAGUUAGCCAGCCAGAAACUUAUCGACCACCUUGAAGUUUCAGGCGCACGCGAUCUUUCGUGAUUGUAACACUAAUCUUCAGUUUUGUAGCUUUAGAUAUCUUGAGAAGAUCAAGAGAUUUAGAGUAACUGAGAGUGUUUGCAAUGUAAAGAGGCAAUGCCAUGAUAAUGCAGCCUGGAGUCCUUGUAGGAUUAUUCGAUGAUAGAAGAAAGAAAUGUCAUCUUUAGGGCAUUAGGAGCCGUCGAACCAUAUGCUUGUUCCAUACCUGACUGUUUGACUCUGGCAUUCACUCCAUGAAAUUUUAUUCCCUCCUCCUGAGGCAUGAUUACUUGUGAUA
This is a messenger RNA of Musa acuminata AAA Group (dessert banana), 2851 nucleotides long. RefSeq names its product cell division cycle protein 27 homolog B-like. Gene Ontology annotation, biological process: protein ubiquitination; anaphase-promoting complex-dependent catabolic process; metaphase/anaphase transition of mitotic cell cycle. NCBI's taxonomy places the organism in Eukaryota, Viridiplantae, Streptophyta, Magnoliopsida, Zingiberales, Musaceae. Gene Ontology annotation, molecular function: protein binding. The record is from RefSeq and is a predicted model, not a curated record. The transcript has 16 exons. Gene Ontology annotation, cellular component: cytoplasm; anaphase-promoting complex. Bases 190 to 2457 code for a protein of 755 amino acids.